Messenger RNA from Solenopsis invicta (red fire ant), 1831 nucleotides. Its product is annotated as decapping and exoribonuclease protein. Gene Ontology annotation, molecular function: mRNA 5'-diphosphatase activity. Gene Ontology annotation, biological process: NAD-cap decapping; nuclear-transcribed mRNA catabolic process. Lineage: Eukaryota; Metazoa; Arthropoda; Insecta; Hymenoptera; Formicidae. Bases 176 to 1291 code for a protein of 371 amino acids. The transcript is spliced from 4 exons. Gene Ontology annotation, cellular component: cytosol; nucleus. The record is from RefSeq and is a predicted model, not a curated record.
AGUACCAUUGUUCAAUCCAAUCCGAGAUCCGAUUAGUUAUCGUAAACACCCAGUAUUUGUCAUUGCCAGAUAAAAAUAGGUCAUUCGUCUUCUGUAGUGACAAAAUUAAUUUUGUGUGGCUCAUUGAAAUAAAAGAAGAGAAGACUGUUAUUUUGAAAAUAAUAAAGAAGACACGAUGUCAUUUCAAAUUGAUUUUGUAAAUUUUUCCCAGCAAAUGAUUCCAACAUUAACGAUUGAAUUGAUUGGACACUAUAGCAUUAAUGGUAAUUCGCAAUAUCUUGACAAUUUAUCGCAACUGAAGUAUUACGUUCCUCCUUCAAAUCCUAACAAUGUGAAUUUCGAUCUCAUAAAAAAUUUUGAGUCUACUCACCACAAAUCUACUGAGCAUACAAAACUAGAUAAUUUAUUAAGAUGGAUUUCCAAUCAUUUUGAUCGACUUGACCGACCACUAUCAACGCAGAAAGAACGUUGGUUGGACAUUGAUUUUAUUUUCGAUCGUGGGGCAAUAAAAACAAUAUUAUCUAGUCCAUAUAAAAAAAAUGAUGGAUGGAUUAUUUGUGCCAGUAAAUAUCGUGGUACAAUAUAUUUGUGCAAAUUUUAUACUGAUAAAAAAGAAUAUCAGGAAGCCAACAGAACACUGUUAGAACAACAAACUUGUUCAUCGGGAUAUAAAUUUGAACAAUAUAUGGUAGCAGAUCAUCCAGCACAUAAACCAGAUCCAUCGCUGUCUCUUAAUGAGUGUGAAGAAUUUCUGUGUAUGUUUAAAGCAAAAUUUGGUAAUCAUUCGUUAUUGUACUCAGCAGAAAUUGAUGGUAUUGUCUCGCAACAGUUUAUUACUGAUACACUUAUUGGGAAAACUUUUGAAAUAAUCGAAUUGAAAACAUUUCCAAUGUAUAAUAAAAAUGGAGACAUAUUUUUUUUUUCCCAAGAAAGAAUAUCAGAAUGGUGGAAUCAGAGCUACUUAGCAGAUAUAAAAAGAAUUAUAUGCGGAUUAAAAGAUAAAAAUAAUAUAGUGAGAAUGAUAAAAGAAUAUCCUGUUUGUUCUUUGCCGAAGCUUCCAAAAUGGUCUUGUGAUAUGAACAGGUGCAAAAUAUUCUGUAACAGAUUUUUAAACAAAAUCAAAAGAAUUGUCAUUAAAGAUCAUAAUGAGUGCAUGUAUAAAUUUCACUGGAACCCAUCUACUAAAAAUGUUGUGAAUUAUAAUGAAGAAGCUCCUGAUCACGAAAAGUAUUUCUUUUUGAAGCCAUGGUUUGUUGAUAAAGCAGAGGAGUACAAGAAACAUUCUCAGUAAAUAUUAGAAUCUAAAUCAUUUUCACUCUCAUUUAUUUUUAUUAUAAACUUAUGAAUUAUAAUACUAAAUUUAUUAUAACACUAUAUAAUUACUGCCGUUUUUUUAAAUCGUAGUAUUAGAAUAAAAAAGUGUAAGUGUUAUGUAUUAAAAAUUUUAAUGUUCAACUAACACUCAUCAUGUAAAUCUGAGUAAAUGAAUGACAGUAAAUAAGGAGACAAUAUUAGAUACAUGUAGCUGUAAUCGAAGAAAAAGUAUUUAGGACAUUGAUUGUCAGAACUGUUAAUAAUAGGUUUAUACUUUAUAUUUUUAUUUUUCCAUUUAAAUAAGCAAUUAUUUUUCAAAUUUGUUUUUAUGUUAUUUAUAUUAAAGUUUUUAUUUGAAUAAUGAUGGAAAUAAAAUUGUUAUUAUGUAUUUAAAAAGUUACAAAAGCAUUACUGUUACUAUGUACUUAAAACGGCAGUAAUUGAGACAGUUAAUUUAGUAUCCAGAAUCUUUCUCUAAUUGUAGAUCAUUUAAAAUUAAAAAAUAUAUAAAAAAUAG